This is a messenger RNA of Beta vulgaris subsp. vulgaris (sugar beet), 3089 nucleotides long. RefSeq lists its product as hypothetical. NCBI's taxonomy places the organism in Eukaryota, Viridiplantae, Streptophyta, Magnoliopsida, Caryophyllales, Amaranthaceae. The transcript has 2 exons. The record is from RefSeq and is a predicted model, not a curated record. Bases 147 to 836 code for a protein of 229 amino acids.
AGCAUGUGAGCAUUCUUCCUACAAUCUUUAGCCAAUUCAUCUGCCACCCUUCGAGGCUUCGUCUUCAUCAAAUUCAUUCUCCAAUUCCAGCGUAUCAGCAAAAUUGCAUCUGAUUUGCGACUUCAAGGAAUAAAUAUAAUAACCAAAUGAGCAGGCCACUCAAUCUACAUUCCAACUUCUUUUCCUCUCUCAAACAGGUUGAGAAAAGGUUGAAACUUGAAGACAGUUCAUCACUUUCCCAGAAAUCUCUCUCUUCUACUCCAACAGAAUCUCUCUCUUCUCCAAUAUACCUUCAUAAUUCUACUCAAUUUCAUCACCAUAAUAAUACUAUUUCUAAUCAAUGCUCAAAUCCUGAAGAUAGUGAAACCGCACGUGAAUUCCUCUCAAAUUCCUUGGAUUUCUCACCAACCCAAGAAGAAAAAUCAUUGCCUGAAAAAACCCUUUUAUCCCCACCUGAAUUUGUGGAAGAAAUCGAAGUCGAUGAAAUUGGAUUGUUGAUUGAACUUCUAGGGUUAUCAGAUUUUGAAGGGGGUAACUCAAAUUUAGACUUGGAAAGUUGUUCUUCAUGUCAUUGUGGUAGUGGGUUUUUGGGGAAAAUUGCUGGGGUGAAAGGACCCAAAUGUAAGAAGGAAAUGGAGAGGUUAGAUGGGUGGAUUAGUUAUUUUAGGGAUGAGAAGAUUGAGCCUUUUAGAUUAGCUCAUUUGCUUUUGGGAAAGGCUGCUUUUCUUUAUGGUAGUGGUGAUGGAAUGUCUGAUGAGGAGCUUGAGAUUCCGUCUACGGUUGACGAGUUCUUGCGGCAUGAUCCUCCCAAUGCUAAGGACCUUGAUUUGAGGUAAUGGAUUGUUGGGUUUGUGCAUGAAGUUAUUGAGAGUAAACCGAAAAGGACCUCAAUUGAGCUUGAAUAUUCCGAAUACCCAUUUGUCAUAUUCAGUUCACUUCUAGACUAGUGUUACCUAAUUCGCUAAUCCCCUACGAAUUGUGAAUUGAGACAAGCGAAUUAUAGUCGGUUCUCGACUAUUGGUGGGUUUGUGAAUGGAUUUCAAUAUUUCAUGUGUAAUGCCAAGUUGAAACUAUUAAGGCAAAAUGUGAAUGGGGUGUGUGUAGCUGAUGAUGAAAAGAGCUUGAAGAGUUCAUUGCACCUAAAAAACAAGUGUGUGCAUAGUGAAAGAGGUAAAUCUUGCUCAAAUUGCUGCUCACAUUAAUAGUUUCAUGGCAUUGGCCUUGUUUUUGCUUUUGUAGCUGUUAUGAAUUGCUGUAGUCAAUGUGAAGUAGGUUUGUUCUUUCUUCAUGAAAUGGUAUAGCUGAGGUCUAUUUUUGAUUAAUACAAUGAGAUGAUUUAUCUUUAUCUUUGUUGUUGCUUUUAGGGUUAUUUACGUUCUUAGGAUUAAUAUUCUAAUUCGAGCUGAGGAAGGCCCUACAUUAUGAUGCUAGACUUCAUGAGUUUUCUUUCCAACCAUCUAGGAGGGCAGUAUAAUUCACACUGGGGUAGGACCUUGAAGGUCCACAAGUACGCAACCAUACUUUUACUAGUCAAAUAUUACUAUUAUUAAGGUUGUUUUUUAACAAAUAGAAAUUUGAUUUUCUAUAAGAAGAAAAGAAAUCUUCUUCUGUGUAUGCUCCAAUCAACUGUGCAGAAGAACUAUUCAUGAGCCAACACCUAUAAUACUUGUUUAGCCUUCUUAAGAGAAGGCAGGAAGAGAGUUUUUGACUUUUUGCUAGGUCGAUCAUGAGGGAGUGUGCAAGACAAGGCCAUUUUAAGAAUCUUUUUACGACUUUCUUCAUCGUUAAUGAUGUUUUAAGCAUGAUUCUUUGACAGCAAAAAUAUUUUUUUCCCAUGACAACCAUCCCGACUAUAAAGCUAGAGCAGCGGCUAUAACAUUACCUUGCUUGACUUAUGCUAUGUUUAUUUAGUGGACGUUUGUUUUGCUUUGUGAAUCAACAUUUGGGUGGUCAGCCACAGGCCAUAGCAGCCACAUGGUUUCUCAAAUCUUUCUCAGUCUGUACCUCAAGCCUCUUCUUCCGGUGUUUCACCUGGACCUGGUAAUUCUACAUUAGAACAACCCCAACCACCAUGGCUUAAAAUGACUACUCCUGUCUCCUGGUAUACAGAAAUAUACAGAAGUAUUCAUGGAGGUGGACACUGAUCGAGAUGGAAAAAUUACGGGUGAACAGGCACACAAUCUAUCCCUGAGCUGGAGACUACCAAGAGUUAGGAUGUUGUUCCUCUUAUUGUUGUGAUUGAGAUAUCCAAUUUUAGGUGAUUAGUUGUUAUUUUAAUGUCUUUCUUUUUGCUCUAUGUUGCGUGUCCUUGUCUUCUAGACAUUGAAUUUUUAGAUUGUGAAAAGUCAUUUGCAGCGCAUGGUCAUCAUACUCAAUAGUAGACUAUCCUAGUGGAGUAAUAGGUUUCAAUAUCCUAGUGGAGUAAUAGGUUUAACUGACCCUUUUGUUAGUUCUUGUUAAAAUUCUGAUCAUUAACCUGUUGUAAGCAUAUAUAUUAUAUUUUCUACUUUCCUCUUCCUCUCUUUUUACUCUUUUUUCUAUAUAUGAAUUUGUGGUUCAAUGGGGGUGGAUAUGAUAUGCUGAGUAAGGAGUCAAUCUUCGUACAUCGUAAGACGAAACAAAGAGCUGGAGUAAUAUAGAAAAAAAGGAUUGUAAUGAACUUAUUCAACAUGGAAGGCGACCUUGCAGUUGGUGGAAAGGAAGGGAUGGACUGAAACUUGGACUCAUGCUGCUGUGAAUCAAUACUGAAGUGAAGAAAUACCUUUUUCAUUAGUUUGUUUAGCAUGCUCGUAGUUAUAGGAGUUGAAACUUUCAAAUUUUCUUGUAAUACAGUUAACUCUGUUUCUCUGUUAGGUGCAGUAUUUGUGAGCAUGAAGACGAAAUAGCUUGGUGCACCAUUGGGGGUGGGGAGGUAUAAUAUGUAAAUGUGUAGUGCUAUUUUGAGUUUUUUUCAAGUUCUUCAAUUCAAUACAGCCUAUAGGCAAGGUUAAAAUAGAUCAAAAUUUUGAAAGUGAAUUUGCUUUGUGAAUUGAAUAUCAAAAUGUGUAAGCUAUUAUAAAUGGAAAUAAGGGCCUAUUCUCCCCAACUUA